GAGGUUCUCCUCUUAAUGCACUGAUCACUAGAUCUGCAGAAUGCACAGGUUUAUGCGAAACCUUUCGUGCACGCUGAAGACCAAUAUCAUCACGGGUUUAGGCGUGGCCUCUGGAGCUCCUAAACGCACGCGUUAAGGUACUGCAAGUCAGGCUCAACACCGCCGGCCACAUGCGAGGACACCCUUCACUCGAUCCGGCCGUCAUCCUCGCACUGCCGAUGGGAGAGACAUCUCGUACUGGCAACACAAUCUCACAAAGUCUUCCCGGCCCUGCCUCAAGGAAGCCCUGUGGCCCUACACCCUCCGUUUCGUCCCGAGCUAGGUCCAUGUUUGGAAUCUCGUUCGUUCAUGAUAUUCUGACCAAUGGACCCCGUGCAUGUCCGGAUAAUGCUUACUGUAUUGCCCAAAGAUACCACGAGAACGGAUGCACCUAAACAUACACUUCGCC
This is a messenger RNA of Trametes versicolor FP-101664 SS1, 448 nucleotides long. RefSeq lists its product as uncharacterized. The record is from RefSeq and is a predicted model, not a curated record. The transcript has a single exon. Bases 171 to 434 code for a protein of 87 amino acids. Lineage: Eukaryota; Fungi; Basidiomycota; Agaricomycetes; Polyporales; Polyporaceae.